UAUUGACGUUGUUGCAAAAUAGCAUAAGUGGCAUUCGGAAAUGUGCUUGGAAUAAAAUCAGUCGUGAGUGUGGAUCGCUGGAAGCAAUUAGCACAGUCCGAGACGAAAAUGACUGGAGUUUGUUUCAAGUACUUAGCCGCAUUGCUGCUAGUAGUCGGCAUCGUCUGCAUCAACGCCGAUGACACGGAAAACCCCGAGACAGACGCGGAUAUAUUUGUUUCCCGCGAUCGAUUGUUAAACUUCAUAUACAACGAGGACUUUACAUUAAACGUAUAUGUUCUAAAACGUAGUGAGGAAUUAUGCAAUAAGAUAAGUGACGACGAUCUAAAUACACUUGCAUACAAGAACAAAACAAGUGAAGCAUCUGACGAAUCUGAGGCAUUGGAUACUCGCGAAACAUUGCUGAGAAAAUGUGUUCGUCGUCUCAUGGCACGUUUUGAUCUCACAGGGAAUCACAAUGAUCGAGAGGACCUCCUGUUGCUUAAGUAUGGAUUUGAGGAUAUUGGAAAGGACGUGUAUCGAAAAUAUGAGGAAUUCUUUGAAGUGAUUUUGCGGCGCAUUGAUAAAUAUCUGAAGCGCUUGGCACCGGAGCAGCAAAGCAAACAGAUGGCACAAAAUCUGAAAGGGUGGUCAAGUAAAAUUAGAGAUGCCUCAACUUUGGCGGGCAAAGAAAUGGAGUUUCUAAGUUUCAUGCGAUUUUAUUUAUUUAAGGAAGGUGUUUAGUAUGCGAGAUGUUGAAUGCUUUAAGUUAGUUAUAUUGGAAAAUAAAAUGUUUGGAAAUGCAAGUAUA
Messenger RNA from Bactrocera dorsalis (oriental fruit fly), 790 nucleotides. RefSeq lists its product as uncharacterized. The transcript is spliced from 2 exons. The coding region runs from base 109 to 723 and encodes 204 amino acids. Lineage: Eukaryota; Metazoa; Arthropoda; Insecta; Diptera; Tephritidae. The record is from RefSeq and is a predicted model, not a curated record.